UCAGUUUGAGGCACGCGCCUCCCAGAACGCGGACUGGUCCGAGAGCCUGCGCGCGAGCAGAGUCAGUCCGGCGUCUGGAGGCAGUGGAGGGCUCACGUGGAAGUGCAUCCGACACACCUCAUCCACGGGCGGCGUUUUGAAAAAAAAACAAGCCCUUGGCGGCGAAGACAUGCCUGCUACGAGCAUUUAAAAACAAAUAAAAUUAAAUAACCCGGCUUAAUUUGGACUAGUUUUGCCACUAAGUUGCCGUGUCGUCGUCUGGAAAUGAACUCUGACGACACUAUUUGGUCUCAGAGCAUUCAAGACAAGACCCGGUGCUUCUGCUUCGCUCCCGACCACACGAGAAGUUUGACGGGAGCAGGCUGAGGGGAAAAUACCUGCGCUUCCGAUUGGUCACUAAAUCCGGCGACGGUCAGCCACUUCGAGGCAUGUUUUAAAGGACAUCGAGGGUUGCAUGCCUCAGAUGGAGGACAGUGCUGAGGAAGAGCGCGCACAGGAAAAUGGACACAGUGACGGAACAGACAACGCACCUCGCACCUCCCCCUGUCUGAGGAUGUUCCUGGUAGCGUUGUCCUUUGCUUAUUUUGCAAAGGCUCUGUCGGGGAGCUACAUGAAGAGCACAAUAACUCAGUUGGAGAGACGCUUUGACAUCCCCAGUUACCUAAUAGGUGUUAUUGAUGGGAGCUUCGAAAUAGGCAACUUGCUAGUGAUAGCCUUUGUGAGUUACUUUGGAGCCAAACUCCACAGGCCAAAGAUCAUUGCAGUGGGCUGUGUAUUGAUGUCCAUCGGCACCUUCCUCAUUGCGCUGCCUCAUUUCAUUAUUGGACGUUAUGAAUUUGAAACAUCAGUUCGAUGGGUGACGAACUCAUCCAUCAACCCCUCCCCGUGUCGGGUGGGUUCCCCCGAAGACCUGACAAAGGAUGGGAAACACCCUCAAGGGACAUCUUCAGGUUGUGAAGGAGACUCUAAUCUGUCCAUGUGGAUAUACGUGCUCCUGGGAAAUGUGUUGCGGGGCAUUGGGGAGACACCUGUUCAGCCACUGGGAAUCUCUUACCUGGAUGAUUUUGCUACUGAGGAGAAUGCUGCACUAUAUGUGGGAUGUGUGCAGACCAUAUCUGUGGUUGGGCCUGUGUUUGGAUACCUUUUAGGUUCCCUUUGUGCCAAAAUCUAUGUGGACAUUGGAUUUGUAAAAAUGGAGACCAUCACUAUUACGCCAUCAGACGCCCGCUGGGUGGGGGCCUGGUGGCUGGGCUACCUCAUAGCUGGAGUCAUCACCCUGCUCUCCGCUAUCCCCUUCUGGUUUCUACCCCGCUCCAUACCUACAUCCAGGAACAGGGUUCCAAAGAAAUGCACUCAGGAGCAGACAAAUUUCAUUAAAGACUCUCCCCAUCAGAAGCACAAGUACCCAGCAGAUGAAGACACGAGCUUUCUAGAGAUGACAAAGAACUUCAUUCCAACCCUGCGAACUCUGCUGGCGCAUCCUGUGUAUCUGAUCUACCUAUGUGUGACGGUCAUCCAGCUCAACUCUCUCAUCGGCAUGGUCACUUACAAACCCAAGUACAUCGAGCAGCAUUUCAGGCAGUCCGCGUCAAAGGCCAACUUCCUGAUGGGUACGCCCACUAACUGCGUCAGCCUCAGAGACCGAAGCUUUGAGAGUAUGAUCAAUAUCCCCGCUGUGGCACUGGGUAUGUUUUCCGGCGGUGUGCUAAUGCAGAGGCUUAAAAUGAAUAUCAUGGGAGCUGCCAAGUUUGCCUUCACCACUUCUCUGAUUGGCUACAUACUCUCACUGUUCUUCUUCGUCAUGAGCUGUGAGAACGCAAAGGUAGCUGGCGUGACGCUGUCGUACAACAGCAUAGAUGAGAUAUCUUAUGACACACACUCAGUGUUCACAGGCUGCAACUCAGACUGCUUUUGCUCGUCCGCUGAGUGGGACCCGGUCUGUGCGGAGAACGGCAUCACGUAUGUUUCUCCGUGUCUCGCUGGCUGCACGACCUCCAUGGGCUCAGGGAAAAACACAGUCUUCUCAAAUUGCAGCUGUGUCGGCGCGGCCGGUAACUUUACGGCCAGUAUGGGUCAGUGCCCCGAUAAGGACGACUGCGACCAGAUGUUCCGAUACUUCCUGGCUCUCUCUGUCAUCACUUCCUUUAUCAUCUCUCUUGGGGGGACCCCAGGCUACAUGCUUCUCAUCAGGUGCAUUAAACCCCAGCUCAAAUCUCUGGCUCUGGGGUUCCACGCCUUAGCGACACGCACUCUGGCAGGAAUUCCAGCCCCCAUCUACUUUGGAGCAAUCAUCGACACCACAUGUCUCAAAUGGGGUCAGAAGAGAUGUGGAGGCAUAGGAGCCUGCAGGAUCUACAACACUACCGCCUACAGGAUAGCUUACCUGGGUCUGACUCUGAGCCUGCGGACUAUCUCGUUUAUCAUUUGCAUCCCGGGCUUCAUCUUGCUCAGUCGACAGCUGAAGAAGGAGGAGAGAAGUGCCAUGCACGGAGCCCUGACUAACGGUGGAACUGAACUGGAGGCGCUCAGGAGGGAGGAGUUUGUGAUUUCAAAUUCUGACCAAUUAGCACAAAACUCAGACAACAGCACAGUUAGGAACACCCGACUGUAACACAUCUGCAGGACGGACAUCUCUGGUCUCUUACAUGUGCUCGAGCUCACACACACACACACACACAGAGCUGUGUGGUGUGACGCUGUCUACAGGGGCACACACACAAGUGAGAUUUUCAGGGAAUCCCAGGUUGGGUUCAAUCAUCUCGUGUAUAGCAUAAAAUCUAUAUUUGUACUACUGAGCGUGUGCAGGUGUUGUGAAUAAGACACAUUUCAUAUACUUGCUCUAUUUCUUGAAUGUACAUGCUGUUGAUAUAUUUCACUUUAAUCCUGACGCGGAGAAUACACAACAAGUGUGAUUUGUGCAACUACUGCAAAACACUACGAUUAUGAACACCAGCAUUUCUGAGCUGCUUCUGUAGGUAUGAUAUACGACGGAGAGGCGUUUCCUGCAGCCAUUGCUACCAAACAGAGGAGGUGAGACUGCCUCAGGUGAGGCCCACAACCCCCCCAAAGCAGGUGAAAAGUCAAGCAAUCAGACUUUUCUGCCAGAUGUGGACAAACAUGCCUGGACAUGUACUUUAGUGACUUUAAAAAGGACUUGAUGGGAUGAUGUGAUUUACAGUAUGUGCCUCAUUCACUCAACAGUUACCUCUGACUACGUGCUAGCAGUCUGAUCCCACAGGUUUUGAAACAUAGACAUUCAAACUUUUUUCAUUCCACUUUUAAGAUUUCAAGCUGAAUAUCUUCAUGGAAAAAAAAAAGAAAAAGAUUCUUUCUGAAUGACUUUUAAACAUUUGCCUUUUACUUAAAGCCCAAAUUUUGGUCUGAUUGUACUUGCAGUUUGUUUCGUGUUCUUCUGGAUGUAAACGUAAUAUUCCUCAUUUAAAGAAAAAGAAAAAGAAAAAAGAAAGUUGUGUUUUGUUGUAACGUGCUCUUACAAAAGAAAACUGGAAUUCAGUGCCCCCCCCAUACAAAAAAAACACACACAAAAGGCCCUCUAACUCUUGCCUUUGAAAAGCAGAAUUAAGGAAAAGGUUUUCUAAGAAAAUAGAACACAGAAAGCUCUUGUGAAGGCUUAAAAUUAGUAAGAAGUAUCUCAGAGUGGUUUGCCAGAUUGUGGUGCCUUGGAAGAGGCAGAGUUUGUAAUGCUGAAAAUUAAAUUAUUGGUAUACUUGUGCUGUUUGAGUCUUUUCGGUGAAAAAGUCACUGCGUGUUACUGUUGCCACAGGAAAUGUUUAUUUAUUGCUGAUUUCUUAGAGGGUGUGUAGGGUCUGUUCCCACGCCCGCAACCUUUGUUACAUGUGCUUCAGUGUUCAGGUGUUUGUGUUUUUUUUCUUUUUGUAUGAAAGAUGUUAGCUGUGCCAAAACCCUGUAACAAUGUAGUCUCCUCUCAGUUUUUUUUCCUCCCUAAAUCUAACUUUUUAAUAUCAUAUAAGGCUAAAUUCCAAAAGAAUGGACGACACAUCUGAAUCGUUAUUAAGAGUUAUUGUUUGAUCUUUUCUAGAGGCUCAGGAAACCUUAAACCCCAUUACAAAAUGAGAGACAUUCCAGGAUGUCCGGUCCCAAAGUCAAGCUAACUUCUACUACUAGAGGCCAAAAGACAAAUAGAAAAAAAGAAACCACAUGCCAUUGCUAUUACAUAUUGGAAAUUUCUACAUUGAACAGGAAUGACAAGGUAUUAUUUAACUGAUGCCCAGCUUGAAAACAAUGCACAGGUACAGUUUUCCUGCUCUUUUACCAUCAGUGUUAUUACUUAAAGAAUGAAAUUAUGAAAAAAUGUACACAAAAUGAAACUCCCUCCUUUUGUCUUGAUUUCACACAGUAUAUACAUUUGGACCCUUUUAGGUUUUCCCUCAUUUACAUUUCAGAUUUUGAGUUCACUCUAGACUUAAUAUUUAUAUGCAAAAUGAAUAUUCAUAGAUCCUCACAACUUAGCUAACAUUUUUGUAUUGUUUUGCUUUUUCACAAUGAAUAAAAGACUGAAAAACCAUCCAUCUUGUAUUCUUUCUGAGAUUUAAAAUUUUGACCCAUCUUGUGACUUAAGUUUGGCACAGGUGGACCCCAGUCCUUUUUUUAAUGUUUUUUUUUUUGGCAGAAGCCAGGA
Molecule: messenger RNA, 4660 nt
Organism: Menidia menidia (Atlantic silverside)
Lineage: Eukaryota; Metazoa; Chordata; Actinopteri; Atheriniformes; Atherinopsidae
Source: the annotation of a GenBank genome assembly